AUGACACUGUUGGACGGGCAUCUAGAGCAGCUAUCGCUGUGUGCGGUUUCUAUCGCUGAACUUCCUUUCCCUCCACCAAAGAUCUUCGCAAAUGCGCUCCUGAAACCCCACGAUAUCACCGCGUUGAUUCGCGAUACCGAGACCCAUGAACAGGCGCUAUUUACAGUCAGCCAGCCCCCUCCGCAGCCGAAAGCGUUCGAUCCCUCUGCCACCUCCAGGCGGAGAACUACGGUUUAUAGCACGGCCGCCUUGAACCAUGCGGCAGACGUGUCCCGACCGCCCCGGAGGAAUACUGCCGUGGCUGCGGUCCUCGGAGGGGAUCUCGUCCAGCGGAUCCGCGACGGCGGUGGAGGCCGAGUUGGCAGCGGCGUAGGAUACCGCAAUUAUGACCACAAGGGUGAAGUCGACGUAGACUAUGUCUCCCAUGUCCGUGAAUCCAAGGAAGAGACUGACCAUGCUAGCCCCAUUCCCGGUGCGUUGGAGAAGAUCGGACAGCUUCGGCAACGUCAUCACCGUCUAGCGCACUCCAUUGCAGAAUUAGAAGAGCAGGUUACCGAACAAUCGGAACAACUGAGGAAACUGAACCGAUCGCGUGGUCCUUCGGGAUUAUCCGACGAAGAGGAUGACGAAGACGAAGACUUCACUACACAGCCGGAGGCAACGGUAACGGUAGAUACAUUCCCUAUCAGGCAUGAAGACAUGCGUCAAGACGAGGAAGAUAUCACGGAGCUGGAAAGGAAGAAGCGAGCUCUCGAAGAAAGGGUCAGCGCCCUUGGAAAGGAUAUCACUGGAGUUCUCGGAUGA
Molecule: messenger RNA, 804 nt
Organism: Eremomyces bilateralis CBS 781.70
Lineage: Eukaryota; Fungi; Ascomycota; Dothideomycetes; Eremomycetales; Eremomycetaceae
Product: DASH complex, subunit Spc34
Exons: 3
Coding region: 1-804 (267 amino acids)
Biological process (GO): attachment of spindle microtubules to kinetochore
Cellular component (GO): spindle microtubule; DASH complex
Source: RefSeq, a predicted model, not a curated record